This is a messenger RNA of Entelurus aequoreus (snake pipefish), 2201 nucleotides long. RefSeq names its product SPRY domain-containing SOCS box protein 4-like. Gene Ontology annotation, cellular component: SCF ubiquitin ligase complex. NCBI's taxonomy places the organism in Eukaryota, Metazoa, Chordata, Actinopteri, Syngnathiformes, Syngnathidae. Bases 547 to 1383 code for a protein of 278 amino acids. The transcript has 3 exons. Gene Ontology annotation, biological process: intracellular signal transduction; proteasome-mediated ubiquitin-dependent protein catabolic process. Gene Ontology annotation, molecular function: protein binding. The record is from RefSeq and is a predicted model, not a curated record.
AUCCCUAACGCUGUAAAGAACCCGGACAGGAACAAAAACGUGUCAACUCCGGCUAACUUUACAACAGUCACCUUUGUGAAGUCCCUCGCCAGCAGCCAAUCAGCGGCAGGAAGAGACACAUGGACGGUGAUAAUAUUUCCACACAGCAGGCUGAGGCCAUCGAGAACAAAGAAAGACGAUGAGUUAUCUCUAAAUUGUCCGUCUAUUUGGUAUGUUACGAAGUGCCUUUAACGUUUAUUUGAAGACUCAGUAGUUUUUUUUAAAUUUUGGGCGUGUUGCGACUUGUUGGUUUUGUUGAGCAACGGGGGAAGCUCGUCCGUGUUGUGGCGACUUCUUCCGAACCCUGCUGCCUUCUAGAGGGAAACGUCGAUUUAUGGAGUCACAUCAUCCUUGGUAGAAGAGGGUUUAUGUGUUCAACUGCAUCUUUGCACACAGGCGCCUCAUUUGCGCCCAUGAGUUAACACCAGGAUUUCCCACUAACUCAUUAGGAUCUUUAGUCUAUCCCUUUCCCUGGCCUCUCCCCCAUUCCCUUAAAACCACCUCACUAUGGGCCAAAAGAUCUCUGUGAGCAUCAAGUCAGUGGAUGAACAUGGAGAGCCCUCAUACCAACCAGUGCAACGUGAACUACGAGGUCCAGAUUUCUGCCGGCCACCCAGAUUGGAUUUACUGCUGGACAUGCCUCUUGCCAGUCCUGAGACACAACUCUGCCACGCCUGGAACCCUGAUGAUAGGUCCCUCAACGUUUUUGUUAAAGAGGAUGACAAGCUGACCUUCCACCGACACCCGGUGGCACAGAGCACAGACUGUAUCAGAGGCAAAUUGGGCUACACCAGAGGCCUCCACGGUUGGAGGAUUCAUUGGCCAGCCAGACAGAGAGGCACUCACGCUGUGGUUGGGGUGGCCACAACUGAAGCACCUUUACACUCAGUGGGAUACACUGCUUUAGUGGGCUCCGAUUCAGAAUCCUGGGGCUGGGACCUAGGUCGAAACAGACUGUACCAUGAUGGAAAGACUCAACCAGCAUCUUCGACAGCACCAACAUACCCCUGUUUCUUGGAGUCAGAUGAGUCAUUUGUUCUUCCAGACUCCCUGGCAGUAAUACUUGAUAUGGAUGAGGGCACAUUGAGCUACAUGGUUGAUGGACAAUAUCUGGGAGUAGCAUUCAGGGGUUUAAAAGGCAAGAGAUUGUAUCCCAUCGUCAGUGCUGUGUGGGGACACUGCGAAGUGACUAUUCGCUACAUCAACGGACUAGAUCCGGAGCCCCUCCCCCUCAUGGACCUAUGUAGACGUGCGGCUCGCCUGGCUCUAGGUAGGGAGCGAAUCCAUCACAUCGACACGCUGCCACUGCCUGAAACUCUCAAGAACUACCUCCAGUACCAGUGACUAUGACACACACACACACACGCACGCACGCACGCACGCACGCACACACACACACACACACACACACACACACACACACACACACACACACACACACACACACACACACACACACACACACACACACACACACACACACACACACACACACACACACACACACACAGGCAGAUGUUUUUUGUCACCACCACACUUUAAACUGAGCUCAAAAAUAAACCUGAGACAUCUGCUGAGGAUGCGGACAAGAAUGUAUAGAGGUUGAAGAUGACACUAGUUUAUGAAUGCAAAAAAUAGACUGUCCAUAAUGUCUUAAACACUGUGGCUUGAGGCUACUGUUUAGUCUGACAUAUAUUGUGGAAGCAUGUUAUUUGUCAUGCAUGAUGUACAUGAAAAACAUCCGUAUGAGAAACGGAUUGAGGAAACAAAAAAAGGAAGACAAUCUAUGAACACUCUCAAAACCCACGCACACACAUCUCUUGGCUCUGGUAAGUAGUAUAUUGCAUACAGUACAUAACAUGCAUUCAAUGAAUGGUUGUGGGUUUUCUAAUAAUGAAGUCACCUUUUGUUUCCCCUACUUGAACCCCCUUUUUAAUGUUUCUCAUUUUUAUACAAACUGCAUAUGACUUGAUGAACCUAAAGGUGACACUUUGACUGUUAUUGUGCCUGCUUUAAGAAGACUUUAAGAAACACACAAAAAAAGCACCUGACACUUCUGUUCUUUGUAAAGAGUUUUUUCCCCCCCUUUGGAGUUUUAAAUGCUGCUUUUCUAUCGUUACAUUGUCUUAAUAUUGUGGGUUUUUAUUCACAAAUUCUUUUUU